AUGACGUCUGACAUCAGUCAGGAGGAGUUGGACUUUGCAGAUCUGUUUCUUUAUAACCCGCCAGAGGAUGACUUAUCUGAUACUUUCAUCCAAGAAAAUGGCGAGCGCCCCCCACUACUCGGGGUCAACACAACUAUCGUUAAGGAUAGUCCUGCUAAAGAAAGCUCAUCAUCUGAGAUGGUGUUUUACUCCAUGGGCUUGGCCACAACAACUGGGAUCAUCCCAGCUCCUAGCCCCAGGAUUGAGAUCACUCCAUCAGGGGAUUCCCUCAGCUCUCAGGCCCUGGGGCAGAGCCUUGGCUCCAAAGUCCUCGGGGCCUACCGGGAAACUGCAAGCCCUGCCAGUAGCAACUCCUCCACCGGUUGGGUAGCAGAAGGAUGCUCUCCAUCAGCCUCGCCAAGCAUUUCUCCCCACAAUAAAGGCACACGUGCCACAGAGUUGUCCACCCUAGACCUCUGUCCUUACAUCCAGGGCAUCCACACUUCUUCUACCCACUCCUUACCAGGAGCCUCUGGAGGUAACAGCUUUACCGAUGAGCCCUUCCUCCUGCCUCAGCACCAAGGCACCCGCUCACCACAGGUCCAGCGCCGCUCCCGCUCUGUCUCACCACAGGGCAAGCGCACUUAUGACCAGAUAUUCACCUGUCAGGGUGCCACUCCAGUCAAACAACGCUCCCGAAGUCCCAGUCCUAUACCCUUGCCUUACGAACUGCUGGGUUCCUACCAUCCCCCUCAAAGGCAGGUUCAAGGCGUGUUUCAGACCCAAACGCAGAUCUCUAGAAAAGGUCUGGAAGAAGUGGUGAAUAAUGCCCAUGGGGCAAACCUCAGGUUAGAUUGUGUGUAUAGGGACGAGUGUGAGAGGGGAGGAGCAGUGGUCACGUCUGGAAACUUCUGUGUAGUCCCAACUUCAUGGUCUUCUCAACCAGUCCCCCUUGGAUCAUUUAGAGGCCUUUCCUUAGUCCCACUCCCCUCUCUAGAGUGGGCAUUGCCCAGUAAGUCCAGUCAGUACGAGCUGGUGAUCCAGCACCAGCCGAGAUCUCACCACAGAGCCCACUACGAGACCGAGGGCAGCCGCGGACCUGUCAAGACACCCAGUGGUGGACACCCAGAAGUUCAGCUCCACGGUUAUCAAGGGACAGCUCUGCUGGGGCUGCAUGUCUUCAUCGGGACAGCCGACGAGAGGCUGCUGAAACCCCACGCCUUCUACCAGGUCCACCGCAUCACUGGCAAGACCGUGACCACACCCAGCACGGAAAGGAUGGUCAAUGGGACCAAAGUGUUGGAAAUCCCACUCCAACCAAAUAACAAUAUGAGAGCGGUGAUUGACUGCGUUGGGAUCUUGAAGCUGAGGAAUGUAGACAUUGAGCUGAGGAAUGGCGAGACGAACAUGGGACGCAAGAACACCCGGGUUCGCUUGGUGUUUCGUGUCCAUUUACCGCAACCCGGAGGCCAGUUGGUGUCUCUUCAGGUGGCCUCACUGCCCAUUGAAUGCUCUCAGCAUUCUGCUCAGGAGAUCCCUAUAGUCAAUAAGCAGAACAUGGACAGAUGCUCCGUACUCGGUGGACAAAUAAUGUUCUUGACUGGGCAGAACUUUACCUGCGACUCCAGGGUGAUGUUCUCAGAGAAGACACGAGAUGGCCUGCAAAUCUGGGAAGUGGAGGCAACUGUGAACCGAGAAAAUUCCCAUGCUAAAGUACUAGUGGUUGAGGUUCCUCCGUAUCGAGACCGUACCAUUUGCCACGCAGCCAAAGUCAACUUCUAUGUCAUCAAUGGGAGAAAGAAGCGCAGUGAGCCCCAGCACUUCAUCUAUACCCCCAUGAUAAGUGCCAUUAAAGUAGAGCCACUGGAUGAGAGGCAGAUGAAUCCGUGUGCUUACUCAGACAUCCAACCUCUGUCUGGCAUGUCAGUGAAGUCGCUCUUUCAUUGGCCGGAGCACCAGAGCGAACUUCAAGCCAUCGGUGUUUCUCCAACACGCUUCUUAAACAAAGACGAGGAUCAACAGGAUUUCCAGCCCUUAUUCUACCAGUCAAGAGCUGGUAAUCUAAUCAACACCACAGAGCUUCUCUACCACCCUAGCAGCCAACUUUACUACAACAACUGUGCUGCUGUACUCCAUGGUGGCUUGCUUACAGCGUCAAACCCUGCCAACAUCCAUGCCUUAGUAGUCCCGCUCCAUCAGGGCGUCGCUGUUAAAAAACCUCAAGACAAACUAUGUAAAGGUCCUGAGGUCAACCACGCAUUCAAGGCAUAUUCAUCGACAAGGCAUCAAAGUACCGUGCAAGUAGUGCAGUCCCUGGGAAAGUCACCACCUUCGAGAUUGUUCCAAAGUGACAUUUGUGAGAAGGCUCCGAUCCAGACGGGCAAGGUCGGACCCAACCGAGAGGCUCUGACUCCGGAGCGACUCGCCAUCAAACAGGAGGACCUCAGCUGUGUCUACCUGGAAGACGUGAAUGACAUCAUACGAAGAGACCUGAGAGAUCAUCACAGUGAUGCUGAAGGCCCGCAUCGUCCUGCACUCUGAGGAUCUACCUGAACAUCACAUGCAGAUCCAAUUGAUCACUUAGAUCAGGGGUCCCAAAACUUUUUGACUCGGGG
This is a messenger RNA of Entelurus aequoreus (snake pipefish), 2594 nucleotides long. RefSeq names its product nuclear factor of activated T-cells, cytoplasmic 2-like. Gene Ontology annotation, molecular function: RNA polymerase II cis-regulatory region sequence-specific DNA binding; DNA-binding transcription factor activity, RNA polymerase II-specific; transcription factor binding. The record is from RefSeq and is a predicted model, not a curated record. Gene Ontology annotation, cellular component: transcription regulator complex. NCBI's taxonomy places the organism in Eukaryota, Metazoa, Chordata, Actinopteri, Syngnathiformes, Syngnathidae. Bases 1 to 2520 code for a protein of 839 amino acids. The transcript has 11 exons. Gene Ontology annotation, biological process: cytokine production; calcineurin-NFAT signaling cascade; regulation of transcription by RNA polymerase II.